GUUUAGCUAGAAUUGAUCUUGCAAAAUCCCACAGGUCACAUCCACUGCAACUCUGAACACAUCCUAUUGUUCUAUAUUUUCCUCGAACAGAGGGUUUCCAAGUUGAACGGCAACCUCAACUUCUUGCAAUGCGAAUGGCUUUUUGAGUUAAAGGACGCCAUGGUUUUACUACUCAAAGAAGAUACGGUUUCUUAAACGGUUUCUGAGCUUCUGUAAUGUCAAGUUUUCAUUAUGUUUUGCUUCCUCUAGAUCGUAAUCCAAGUCUGAAUCUUUUUUGUUGAUUUCAGUUUGCUAGAUUUUUAUCGCAUUUUGUGUACCAAGAAUGUAAUCAUAUGCCCAAAGACGUUCUCAUGCAUUUUAUGGAAUUUCUUGGCGUUUUAAGCCAUAUGUCAUUGUGUUUUCAAGUGUUCGAUGAAAUGCCUCAAAGAUGAGUUAACACACGUCAUUGAUUUUUUGAUGUUGCAUACUUUUACAAUAGGUUUAUUGAAUGUUAUGAGAUUGAUUGUGUUGGUAUUGCAAUGUUUCAACGAAGAUUGAUGGUAAUGGAACUCAUGACCUAAUGGUGUUCUAUGAUUUGAAAGGGGAAAAAUCAAAGAUGUGGAUGUAGAUUUGGCUGUGAAAAUUAUAUCAUCUGCCAUUUGACUAAUUGUUGUCGUUGAAACUAAAAUGUUUAUCGGUGUGAAUAUUAAUUCUAUAAUAAUUAAAUAAAGAAUGGUAUCUUGGUGGAAACUCUCGUACCUAUGAGCUGUUAUAAGAUAGGGGUACGUUUUCUUUGCUCUACUUCAGUCAGUAGGACCAGCUGGGAUCCAAUUGUUUCCCUUGUUCUCAAUCACCAAACCCUUAUUCUUCUUGAGAAAUGCAGUUCGAGGGAUCAUCUCAAACAGAUCUUGGCUCAAAUGAUGAGGAACAAUCUCACUGUUCAAACAUUUCCCAUGAGCAGGCUCCUUUAUUUCUCUGCCAUUUCACAUCCUGAUAACCUAGACAUGGCCAUCCUCCUCUUCAAUCAUUUUACUCCCCGACCCAAUCUAUACAUUUACAACACCAUGAUCUCUGCAUUAUCCUUCUCACCAAGUCAAUCAUUUAUCCUCUACAAUUCAAUGCUCCAGUCUAGUAUACACCCAGAUAAACACACACUCCUUUCCCUACUUCAAGCCUCCAAUUGUUUGUCAGAGGUUAAGCAGAUACACUGCCAUGCCAUCAUUACAGGCUUGUUGUCCCAUGCAUAUCUGCAAAACUCCCUCAUCAAGAUUUACUUGGAGAAUGGACAAAUGGAGUUUGCACUCAAGGUGUUUGGUCAAAAGCUAACUCGAGAUUCAGUUUCUUUCAAUAUUAUGAUUGUUGGAUAUGCAAAGAAGGGAUGCAGCUUAGAAGCGCUGGACUUGUUCUCUAAAAUGGUGGAUUUUGGCCUUGAACCUGAUGAAUAUACUAUAUUAGGUGGCCUUACCUCUUGUGGACGGCUAGGAGAUCCCCGGCUGGGAAAGUCACUUCACUCAUGGAUGGAGCGAAGAAAGUUGAUUGGUUCUAGGAAUAUGGUUUUAUAUAAUGCUCUUUUGGAUAUGUAUGUGAAAUGCAAGGAGUUGGAGCUUGCACGGAAAAUAUUUAAUUCCUUGGAAGAGAAGGAUGGCAUUUCAUGGAACACCAUAAUCGCUGGACAUGUCAAAGGUGGUGAAUUGGAACUUGCCCAAACUUAUUUUGAUGAAAUGCCUCAUAGGGAUCUGGUGUCUUGGAAUUCCUUAAUUGCAGGAUAUGCCCAGAGGGGUGAUUACAUGAUGGUAAGAAGGUUAUUUCAUGGCAUGGUCAGAGAAAACAUUAAUCCUGACAAUGUCACAAUAGUCAACUUGGUAUCUGCUGCUGCAGAUGUUGGAGCAUUGGACCAAGGGAGAUGGACACAUGGUUGGGUGGUUAGGAUGCAGAUGAAAAUGGAUGUGUUUUUGGCUUCAGCAUUAAUCGAUAUGUAUGGCAAGUGUGGAAGCAUUGAAAAGGCUUUUAUAAUUUUUAAGGAUGUUUCUGAAAAGGAUGUUACUUUAUGGACAGCAAUGAUAACUGGAUUUGCAUUUCAUGGUUAUGGAAAUAAAGCUUUGGAACUGUUCUAUGAUAUGCAGGGAAAUGUAAUGCCAAAUCGGGUGACUUUUGUUGCUGUUCUUACUGCUUGUAGCCACAGUGGGCUCGUGGAUCAAGGGCUCAGAAUAUUUAACAACAUGAAGGAAUGUUAUGGAAUUGAACCAGGAAUUGAGCAUUAUGGGUGUCUGGUGGACCUUCUAGGGCGAUCAGGGAGGCUGCUUGAGGCUAAAGAUGUGAUUGACAAGAUGCCAAUGAAACCAAGUCCAUCCAUCUGGGGUGCACUGCUGAGCGGUUGUAAAGCUCAGGAACAUAUGGAAAUAGCAGAGAGAGCCGUGACAGAGCUGCUAAACAUAGAACCUGAAAAAGAAGGUGGAUAUAUUUUGUUGUCUAACAUAUAUGCUGCUUCUGGGAAGUGGAGAUAUUCGGACAAUAUCAGGGAAAUCAUGGAAAGUCGAGGAGUCAAGAAGACAGCUGGUUGCAGUAGUCUGAUUGUUGAUGGGGUAAUUCAUGAGUUCGUGGCUGCAGAUAAGCAGCAUUCCAGGUGGGCAGAAAUAGAGUCUAUUUUGAUUUGUCUAAAAAGUGAAAUGAAGUUGGGGGCCGAUUUUAUGGGUUUCUUGCAACCAUUGGACUCAUUGCUACCUGAGGGUUGAUCUUUGUACCCUUUGCACAGACGUUGUCUUAGUUUGCCAGCUUUGUCAUUAUUGUCAAAUUGCAGGUUAAACAGAAGCCCAGAUUUGGUGCUUGCUUAUCAGUUUUUAAGCAGUGAUUGAAUGGAUCUAGCUCGGGAGGACUGCAUUAAUGGUGUCACCAGGGUCUGCAAAUUGCUGAGGUGUUGUCAAAGUGGCUUAUACUUAUUUUAGCCGGCCUUUCCAGGUUACAUUGCUUUGGUGAUCAAGGCACAUUGAUGGCAGGAUCAAUGGCUGCUUGGAUCAAGAUGAUUGAAGCUCCUAGUACAGAAUAGUAGUGUCAUGACAAAAUUUGGAUGCCUUCCUCUGCUUCCAUUAAAGUAGCAAUGAGCUUGGGGAGAGGAAGGUGGUGGGCAGGACCCUUGACAGGAAAAAAAUAAUCAGAUGGGAGGAAAUAAAAAGAUGGAAGCAUCCAGACAAGCUUUAUCGUUUUCUUUCUGAGUAGCAAGAGUACAAUGCUUUUUUUUUUUUUUAAUUGUUUUUUGCCUUUUGUUGUUCGAGAGCAGUUACAAUUGUUGUAUAUGGACCUAUCCUUACAAUAACAAUGGUUUAAUUUUAUUUCUUUUUCUGACCAUCCAAUU
Malania oleifera is the source of this 3328-nucleotide messenger RNA. RefSeq names its product pentatricopeptide repeat-containing protein At3g04750, mitochondrial. The coding region runs from base 741 to 2711 and encodes 656 amino acids. The record is from RefSeq and is a predicted model, not a curated record. The transcript has 2 exons. Gene Ontology annotation, molecular function: RNA binding; protein binding. Lineage: Eukaryota; Viridiplantae; Streptophyta; Magnoliopsida; Santalales; Ximeniaceae. Gene Ontology annotation, biological process: RNA modification.